GACACAUUUAAUGUGAGCAUUCUGCAAACGAAGCUCGUGCAGUUUGGAACAAAACGGAAAAUCGGAGCUCUCAAUUUAAACAAAAGAUCGGAAACCUUUUUGGUUUACAGUUUUGCAAUAUAUUUUAAUGAAUUAAAUACAAAAAUGUUUUCAAUACGAUGCUGGUUGCGACUUGGAUUGCUAUUGCUUUUCGUGGUUGGCCUCUCGCUGGCUUUGCCGAGCUUGGAGAAUCAUACAAGGGAACAGAUUGAAGAGGUGGUGGCUUGUAAACAACCCAAGGCCCCUGGCCUCUGCCGAGGACGUCAGCUACGCUAUGCCUUCAACAAGGACACUGGUAACUGUGAGAGCUUCUACUACACCGGCUGCGGCUCCACUGAGAAUAAUUUUCUGACCUACGAGGAGUGUCGAAGGGAUUGUAUGCAGCGUCUACGCUAUUGA
Messenger RNA from Drosophila kikkawai, 438 nucleotides. Its product is annotated as kunitz-type serine protease inhibitor. NCBI's taxonomy places the organism in Eukaryota, Metazoa, Arthropoda, Insecta, Diptera, Drosophilidae. The record is from RefSeq and is a predicted model, not a curated record. Gene Ontology annotation, molecular function: serine-type endopeptidase inhibitor activity.